This is a messenger RNA of Gasterosteus aculeatus aculeatus (three-spined stickleback), 488 nucleotides long. Lineage: Eukaryota; Metazoa; Chordata; Actinopteri; Perciformes; Gasterosteidae. The record is from RefSeq and is a predicted model, not a curated record.
CAUAGUACACGUGUGUGUCCUUGUGUAUUAUUGUUGUUGUGUAUUUAUUGUUGUACUAAUGCCCCUCCUCAGGUUCCUGCAGAGCGGCUCUCAAGCUGUUGACGCCGUAACUUGGCACCAUUACUACGUCAACGGCAGAGACACAGCAGUGGAAGACUUUCUGGAUCCUCAAGUCCUGGACUCUCUGAUCCAGAAGACCAAAGACGUGCUGCAGGAGGUGCAAAUGGUGUCUCCUGAGAAGCCGGUCUGGCUUGGGGAGACCAGCUCGGCUUUCGGAGGAGGAGCCGCCGGACUGUCAGACACCUUCGUAGCAGGAUUCAUGUGAGUUAUUCUCUAUGUGAGUUAUUCUCUAUGCGAGUUAUUCUCUAUGCGAGUUAUUCUCUAUGUGAGUUAUUCUCUAUGCGAGUUAUUCUCUAUGCCAGUUAUUCUCUAUCUAUGCGAGUUAUUCUCUAUGCAAGUUAUUCUCUAUCUAUGCGAGUUAUUCUCUA